AUGGAAAAACACGAUAUUGAUAAAUUCGAGGAGCCUGGUGAAGAUUUACGACAUCAGAUUGAGGAUUAUUCGGAGGAUGAUGAUGAUUUGUUAUGUGGAUAUGGAAGGUGAGGGCUAUGACGUGGCAGACUUAGGGUAACUUCUAGGGUAACUCCUGAAUAGUAAAAAACCUUGCAAGGGAAUACGUCAUAGCGGCGUCCAAGAACGAAAAAAACAGAAAUUUUCCUGUCCAGAAACACAGGAUUGCCAGAUUAAAGGAACAUACCGUACCACCUGCGUAUCUAACUCGUACAACAUUUGUUUUGGUUUUCUGUCCAAUUUAUUCUCGAGUUAGAUCUGCAGGUUCUACCGUACUACAGGAACAUUUCUGUUUUCUUUCGUUUUUGCACGUCAUUUGCAAUUACAAACGUAUAAAAGAUCAAAAAUUGAAAAAAAACAUUUUCGACCGUAGUUCGUUUAUUCUCUUCGCGAUGAGACCCAGUGUGUAUUUCAGGUAUGCGCCUUUAAAAAAACUGAUGUUUUUGUUUUUCUCGGAGGCAAAAAUAAACCACCUUGUAAAUUAAAGGCGCAUUAUGGGUCUCGUCACGACAAAAAUAAUUUUUCUCUGAAAGUUUGACCUUUACCACGUCAUUUGCUAUCAAAACAUCAUUAGUCAUUGUAUCUUCUAUAGCGUAGAAAAUAAAUUGUAGUAUGUGAUGAUAAAUUACACUAACUCGAUAUGACAAUUCGAUCAUAUCUAGACUACAAUAAACUUCAAUCUUUGGUUUUUUCAAAAACAGAUGUACUCCACACUGGCUUCAAGGAUUCCACAAUGCCAAAUUCCUGCUGCUCGUCCUGGGAAUCUGCGCAUUUAUCCAGAGUUUUGUGGUGAAUGCGAUUUUCCCCGUCGGAUUAUCGACGCUUGAGCGACGAUUUCAAAUGACGAGCACACACACCGGCAUCAUCUCAAGUUGGUAUGAUUUCGCAGUUCUCCUGGUCGUCUUCCCAGUUUGCCACUGGGGUAAUAAUGGACAUAAGGGGAGAUGGAUUGGAUGGGGAGGUGUGAUUAUGGCACUCGGUUCAUUGAUCUGUGCUAUGCCGCAUUGGAUGGUUGACAUCUAUCAUCCGACUACGGAUUCAAGUGCGAAUUCAACAGAUUUCGGACAGUGCUUGAAUCGAGGAGAUCCAGAACAAUGCAGUGGGAAGCAGCCUUCAUCACUGUUCAAUCCGUAUUUUUGGAUUUUUAUUUUGGGACAAACUUUGCACGGUGUGGGAAGUACUCCCUUGUUUUCAAUUGGAACUACCUAUAUGGAUGAGAAUGUAUCACAAUCUUCAUCGCCUGUUUAUUUGGGUUAGUUGAAGGAUUGGGAACUUUACGGGGAUUUAUCGUUUAAGGAGCGGGAAACGUUAAAAAUACUCAUUUAACUGCACAUUUUUUCACGAAAUUUUUUGUUUUCAUGAAAUUUCAGCAUUGUUGAAAUGUAAAAUAAAAAUUUUCAAUCAAAAUAUCCAUAUAAAUAUUUUGGACAGGCCAGAUCAGUUCUGGGAAUUUUUACAUUUCACGGUUUGAACGGGCGUAAUAUUCACUUCACGAUUUUACGGCUUGAAAAAUUUUUACGAAAAAAAUCCAUGAUCUUAAUAAGUUUUCGAAUUGUUAAAUGAAUACACAAAUUUUAAGGGAUUUUACCGUUUUUCUUAUUUUACUUUAAAAAUAACUGUACAUUCAUUUUUUGUACAUUUUUUCACGAAAAUUUUCGUUCUCAUCAAAUGUCGGCCUUUUCGCAAAACUGCACAAAAAUUUCUCAUCUGGGAAUUUUUACGUUUCACGGUUUUAACGGGCUUUCAGCGUAAAAAUCUGUUUAACGGCUCACAAAAUCGUUAAAAAAAUUUUUAUAGAAUGGUGAAAUUUUUUGAAAAUUUCAGUAACAAAAUUUUUACGAACUUUUUUCACCUUAAAAUAAUUAUUUCACGUUUUACGAAGCCCUUCCCAGCACUGUUCCAAAUGCUGCAGAACAUUUCCCAUACCAAUUCUCUUCUUCCAGCAAUCCACGCAGUCCUCACCUCCUUCGGCCCAGUCAUCGGUGUCUUCGCUGGUGGCUUCCUCCUAAACCUCUACGACGAUUUCGACCGCGUCGAUCAUAUCCCAAUGGAAAGUUCAGAUCCCCGCUGGGUUGGUGCUUGGUGGGUCGGUUUUAUCAUCUCAUCAAUCUCCGCACUUCUCAUCGCAUUUCCAAUUCUCGCAUUUGCCCGGGAACUUCCCGAAGCCAAGCGUCACCGUGCUAAAGAUGUGAAUCAAUGUCACGCAGCGAAUGGUGAUGUUAAUGAAAAAGCUCCCCGCGAUUUGAGCAAAUUGCCAGCGUGUGUUAUGAAAAUCCUGAAAAAUCCCACUUUCCUUGUCUGCAUCGCUGUGGGUAUCUUCGAAUCUAUCAUCAUCAAUGGUUUCGCCGCAUUUAUGCCCAAGAUUCUCGAAACCUUGUUGAGUACCAAUCCAACUCUCGCCUCCUAUUUAUCAUGUUAGUCACAUUUAAAAACUCAAUCUUAAAAAAUUUCUUUCAGCGGUUGUAAUUUUCGCGGCGGCGACUGGAGUAAUGGUUGGAGGAACUGUCAUUAGACAACUAAAACUUCAGGUAAUUAUUUUGUGUUUCUUUUUCAAUACUUAAUUCGAUUAUUUUGACCACUUAUGUUAGGAAUUAACGAAGAGGGGCAAAGGCAAGAGAAUCAAAGGUUAAUGAAGGAAUUUUUUAAAGAAAAAAAAGUUUUUGAGGAGAAAGUGAAAAAGAAGGAAAUAUCCAGAUUGUUAAUGCAGUGAUAGAGGAAAUUUGAAAAAAAAUUUUAACGUUUGAAAAACCAAACAAGUCAUUCAGGAGCGGUAUUUUUAUUCAUUUUUUACCAAUAACGUUAAAAUUCUCAAGUAUUGAAGUAUUUUAACGUUAAGAGUAUUUUUAACGUCAAGAAACGUUAAAAACGUUAAAAAUUUUUUAUUUCAUGAAUCACUGCAUAAAAACCACAUUUUCCAGGUUGGUGGAAUGCUAAAAAUGAUCGUCGUCUGCCACGUGUUCGCUCUACUUUUCACAAUCGGACUUCUCAGUCAUUGCCCUCAACGUGAAUUCGUCGGAAUCAAUAUGGGCUACGAAGAUCUUACCCUGGAUAAAUACCACGAUUUCUCCAUCGAUUCUCAAUGUAACUCCGAUUGUAGUUGUAAAAUGGAAUGGAAUCCGGUGUGCGAUCAAAGAAGUGGUCACAUGUACUAUUCGGCUUGUCACGCUGGAUGUACAUCGAUGCGGAAAAUUGAGGUAUUUAAUCGCGUUAACACAUUUAACUCUCUAAAGAAUGAUCAUCAACAGAAAAUCACAUUUAAAAUAAUGUGAAACGUACUUAAAACGGUCACAUGUUUCAUGUUUUGCAGGGUUCAACACAAUGGGGUGGCUGUGGUUGUCUGAAUCAAAACCAAACAUUCCAUCAAAUUUUGCACUCAUCUUUAGCCUCGAAUCACGAGGAGAAUUUGACACAAGGCUAUUGUAAACAUGAUUGCGGAUAUCGGGAGUAUAUUUUGAUGGGGUCACUUUUUGUGACUGUGGUCGCUAGUUUUGCGUCGGGUAUUCCAACUCAGCAGGUAGGGGUGUCUUAAAAAGUGACGAUGACGUGGAAUUUCAAAUUUCUCGCUGAACUUAGCUCUCUUAUACGGUGUCCAAAAAAAACAAUGUUUCUGUCCAAAAGCUUGAGAUUAAAGGCGCAUGCUGAAGUACGGUAGAAGCUACAUAUCUAACAAGGGAACCUUUUUUACUCAACACUUCAAAUCAUGAUGAAAUUUGGUCCGUGAACAGCUUUUGGGGCCAUAAGAACACCCUAAAAAUUUCAGUCUCCCAAUCGACCUCUGAGCCAAGUUCUGGGCCCUCAAAAACUCAAAAAAGGCCUAAAAAUGGUCAUAAAAGGCAUCAUAGCUCCAUUUCAAAAUUUUUUUUGGGAGAAAUGAAGUUUCAGAUAUUGAUCAGCAUAGUCGAUUACCUAAAAGUAAAUCAAUAAAAAACUUUAUUUCGAAAAAUUUUGAAGUUUUUUAUUUUUGGACUGAAAAUUCAUGAAAAUUCAUGUGCCCCUGCUCAUUCUUUUUUCCAAAAUCAAAAAUUUUUCUGAAAAUUUGCUUUAUUGAUGUUUUUUGGGUAACACGACCACGCUGAUCAUCAUCUGCUACUCAGUUUUUCAUAAAAAUGAUCGAAAAUUGAGUUAUGACGUGUUUUAUGAGCCAAUUUUGGCAAUUUUUGAACUUUUGAGAGCCCAGAACUUGGCUCAGAGGUCCAUUGGGAGACUAAAAUUUUUAGGGUGUUCUUAUGGCCCCAAAAGCUGUCCAUGGACCAAAUUUCAUCAUGAUUUGAAGUGUUGAGUAAAAAAGGUUUCCUUUGUAAAUUGAGAAGAAAUUGAAUAGAAAACUGUUCAAGGUGCACAAUGUGUUUUUGAACACGUCGCGUCACCACACAAAUCCGAGGAGACGCAGAGAAAAAAAGACACCGUACUCUCCCAGGCCGCUCAGGUGAAUCGCUGCGAGACCACGCGUCAAACCGUACUCUCCCCGGGCGCUCAGGUGAAUCGCUGCGAGACCACGCGUCAAACCGUACUCUCCCCGGUCGCUCAGGUGAAUCGCUGCGAGACCAAGCGUCAAACCGUACUCUCCCCGGUCGCUCAAGUGAAUCGCUGCUAGACCACACAGCAUGUCUGCGUCUCCACGAAAUUAUCUUUUCUCAUUUGUCUGGCACGACGUGUGGAGACGAAAAUUUUUUUGAAAAGUAAAUAUUUCACGAUUUUUUUUCGAAAAUGCUCCAAAUUUCAGAACCUAAGCUUGUGAGGUAUUAAAAAACUGCAAAUUUUCUGCUGAAAACCAUUAGGCCAUUUUUGAGCGCUGAAAUGCCUUGCUAACAUUCGACUAAACAUUCCCACAUUUCCAGAUCAUGCUUCGCGUCGUGCCAUUCGAUCAACGUACCCUAGCCCUCGGUAUCAAUUGGACAUUCGUCCGUCUUCUCGGCUUCAUCCCCGGUGGAAUUCUUUUCGGUGUCAUCAUCGAUACAGCAUGCCUGGAAUGGGGUCAAAAUUGCGGAAAGGCAACUAGUUGUCUAGUCUACGAUCCUUUCAAAUUAAGUUGGACUAUCACAGCUUUAGCGAUCGUCUGUAAACUUCUAUCGAUCCUGGCCACGAUUAUUGGCUACAUGACGUAUCGUCCAUCAGAUUUGGAUAAUGCUGGUGAGUUCGGAGGGGCUUCUAGAGGGUCUGUGGGUCAUUUUGAGGAAAAAAACUUCGAAAAUCUGCAGGUAGAGGUGCACGAAGAGUUGGUAGGAAUAGAAAAAAGCAACCACUUUUGCGUUAGGUGAGGGAGUAGCUUUUUUUAAAUGUUUCUCACAAAAAGCUUCGUCCUUGAGUGAAAUUAAACGGGUAAAAUGAGAAUUUUCAAAUUUUCAGAAUUUUGAGCACAAAAAUGCUCCAAAUUCAAAAACCAAGGCUUGUGGGGCAUCAAAAUUUCCCGAAUUUUCAGGCUCCAUCCAAACCCUCGACAGUCACUGUCAUACCGCUCUUCAUCUCGUCGUAAACGACGAUCGUAUUCCCGAACAAGCCGUAAUCCAUCAAAGCUACGGUCAUAUGUAA
This is a messenger RNA of Caenorhabditis angaria, 5607 nucleotides long. Lineage: Eukaryota; Metazoa; Nematoda; Chromadorea; Rhabditida; Rhabditidae. The record is from the annotation of a GenBank genome assembly.